ACUCGGGCAGUACAACAACGCAAUUUUGGCAAAAUAUAAAGGGGGAAAACGUGAAUCCACCUGACUAUACCAGUUUAAAGCCUCAUUCAUUAUGUAUGCUUCGAAAGCAAUUUCUUUAACUUUUACACUCAGAUUCAUACACACCCCUUAAAAUGAACAUUCUUGUAAACCCGCAUAGCGUUGUGCUCUGCUGCAGUUUCGUCCACGUUGCUAAAAUAUGACACAUCGACGUCAUCUCUAUGUACCAUAAUUCAUGAAACCCCACAAACGUAACACCCAUACUACAAAACGUUAAUUUACAAAUUCAUGUAUAUUAUGCAUCUUACGAUCCCUGUUGCCUUUUUUGUAACAUUCUCCUCCAUAUGUUGUUACAGAAUGGACUUACACACCAUUAGAACAACGAAGCCGGACUCACCGUAUUAUCGCCCCCCACCCCUCCAAGUUCAGGUGUUGGCAAUCCAGGACCAAAACAAAGUCAUCUCCUGGGAGUUCAACGAUAAUAGUGCCAAACCCAAUUUGACAAAACACAACAAAAUUGCGGCCGUGACUGAUGGGAAAACUGUUACAAAAAUAACGCUGUAUGAAGAUAUUACAACUAAAAUUCAAUUAGGCCAAAACUACAUGAUAAGAAAUUACACAUUAACUGGACAGUCACCACCCUACUAUAUCACAAUCACAAAAUCAACACAGUUUUUCAGAGCAGCUCCAGUGACAAUCACUGAAGCUCUGAUACAAGAAGGAGAAGCCCUGCUAAACCCACACUCAGCAAUCAGCCCCCUAGCUGUCUGUGGUGACACAGUCAACUUUAUAACAGUUGAAGGAGAGGUUACUGAGGUGUCAGCUGUAAAAAAGGUGAGCAAAGGAAGGGAAGCCAUGCCACUGAAGAACAUUACACUUCAGGAGAACACAACGCAGGUAGUGUUGUGCCUGUGGAGGGAGGCGGCUGUACAAGACGUGAGGCUUGGGUCACACGUUAAAGUUUCUCACCUAAAAUCCCGUAAAAGCAGCUAUGGACUCCAGCUACAUUCCACGACAUUUACAAUGUUUGAGGAGAUCAAAACAUCAACAGACGAAAUGGCUGAAGUGGUAGGAGUGAUGGAGACAGACACCCCAGGCAUCCUCCAGCUCCUUAUGGCCAAUAAUGAAGUCUGCCAAAUUGAGGCAGAAAAAUGGUGGCCAUUUGAUGCGCAACUGGACAAAGGACCAGUACAUGUCCACGUGUGCAAAGAAGGGAAACAAAUAGUUUCCCUACAUCAUGUUUAAAAUAAUUCAGAAAUGGUUAUUAUAUAGUUCUACUGUAAUUUAUUUAUGAUUGUUCCAGUGCUGUGUUCUGUUCAUUUCACUAUAAAGCCCUUUGUUAGAUGUCUUUAUUUACUAGUCCAUACUUUGUAAUGAAUGUUAAUUAAAAUUGUUUUUGUUGUUUAAUUAAUAUUGUUAAUAAAUUUUUUCCCAUUCUAAUAAUAAUAAUGUCACAUGUUGAAUAUCACACACUGGCAAGU
This is a messenger RNA of Betta splendens (Siamese fighting fish), 1499 nucleotides long. RefSeq lists its product as uncharacterized. Bases 307 to 1263 code for a protein of 318 amino acids. NCBI's taxonomy places the organism in Eukaryota, Metazoa, Chordata, Actinopteri, Anabantiformes, Osphronemidae. The transcript has 4 exons. The record is from RefSeq and is a predicted model, not a curated record.